CAGACUGGGUGGCGUGACCCCUACAAAAGCUCAGAAUUUCCAGCUGCAGCUUCUUCCUCUCAGAGUCCCUGAUGCGUGCAGCUGGAGCCAUAGUUGAGGAACUGAAUCUUGCUGAGACAGCCUAGGCCUUCACUCUGGGGUAAGAAGUUUGGAAGAUGAGACCCUUCAGCUCUGAGGUUUCCCUAAACCAGCCCUGUGUCAUGGCAGCCCAUCUGCAUCCCAUCUGCGUCCUCCUCCUGACCUUGCUCGGCGUGGCCCAAGGCUUCAGGGACCCUGCAGCCCCCAGCCAACCCUUCAUCACCAUCUGGAAUGCAAACACCCAGUGGUGCCUGCAGAAGCACGACGUGGAUGUGGAUGUCAGUGCUUUUGAUGUGGUAGCCAACCCAGGACAGAACUUCCGUGGCCCUAACAUGACCAUUUUCUACAGUUCUCAGCUCGGCACCUACCCCUACUACACAUCCACUGGGGAACCCGUGUUUGGUGGCCUGCCCCAGAAUGCCAGUUUGGAUGUCCACCUGGCUCACACCUUCCAGGACAUCCUAGCUGCCAUGCCGGAGUCCAACUUCUCAGGGCUGGCAGUUAUUGACUGGGAGGCAUGGCGACCACGCUGGGCCUUCAACUGGGACAGCAAGGAUAUUUAUCGGCAGCGCUCACGGGCCCUGGUACAGGAGCAGCACCCCGACUGGCCAGCUCCGCAGGUGGAUGCCACAGCCCAGGACGAGUUCCAGGAAGCUGCGCGGGCAUGGAUGGCAGGAACUCUCAAGCUGGGGCAGGCACUGCGGCCUCAAGGCCUCUGGGGCUUCUAUGACUUCCCUGACUGCUACAACUAUGACUUUCUGAGACCCAAUUACACUGGCGAGUGCCUGCUGAACAUCCGUGUCCAGAAUGACCAGCUGGGAUGGCUGUGGAACCAGAGCUAUGCCCUCUAUCCCAGUAUCUACAUGCCUGCGGUACUGAAGGGCACAGGAAAGUCACAGAUGUUCGUGAGACACCGUGUGGGUGAGGCAUUCCGUGUGGCUGAGGGUGUCGGGAACCCUCAUCUGCCAGUGCUGCCUUACCUCCAGAUCUUUUAUGAAAUGACAAAUUACUUUCUGCCCCUGGAUGAACUGGAGCACAGUCUUGGGGAGAGCGCAGCCCAGGGUGCAGCUGGAGUGGUCCUCUGGGCAAGCUCGGGGAGCACAAGGACCAAGGAAUCUUGCCAAGCCAUCAAGAAGUAUGUGGACACCACACUGGGGCCUUUUAUCCUGAAUGUGACCUGUGGGGCUCUUCUGUGCAGUCAAGCCCUAUGCUCAGGCCAUGGCCGCUGUACCAGGCGCCCCAGCCACCCUGAGGCCCUCCUCUUCCUCAACCUCGCCAGUUUCUCCAUCUGUCGAAAGGCUAGUGGUGGCCCCCCAACUCUACAUGGUGCACUCCCCAGUGAAGAGCAGCAGCGGAUGGCUGUGGAGUUCAAAUGUCGCUGCUACCGUGGCUGGAGAGGAGCAUGGUGUGAACAGCAGGAUGUGUGGUGACUCACCACACCCUGGGAUGCACACUUCCAACACCUAAUGUACUCUGGGUCUGCCCACAACUUUCUUAAGUAAAGACAGUCACACCAGUGAUGAUCAUAGUCAAGAGUAUAUUCGGCGUCAGUCACGAGCCUAUGCUCUGCAAAUGCACACAGGCUCACAAAGAUAGCAGCAUAAGGGUUAGUGUCUCAGGCCCUCCCUGGUGGUGCAGCCGGGUAAAGUGCAGCACUGCAGGCGAGCUGCA
Messenger RNA from Condylura cristata (star-nosed mole), 1749 nucleotides. It is a transcript of the gene HYAL1, whose product is annotated as hyaluronoglucosaminidase 1. NCBI's taxonomy places the organism in Eukaryota, Metazoa, Chordata, Mammalia, Eulipotyphla, Talpidae. Gene Ontology annotation, molecular function: hyalurononglucosaminidase activity. Gene Ontology annotation, biological process: carbohydrate metabolic process; hyaluronan catabolic process. The coding region runs from base 156 to 1508 and encodes 450 amino acids. The record is from RefSeq and is a predicted model, not a curated record. The transcript is spliced from 4 exons.